Triplophysa dalaica is the source of this 1279-nucleotide messenger RNA. RefSeq names its product hatching enzyme 1.2-like. NCBI's taxonomy places the organism in Eukaryota, Metazoa, Chordata, Actinopteri, Cypriniformes, Nemacheilidae. The record is from RefSeq and is a predicted model, not a curated record. Gene Ontology annotation, biological process: proteolysis. The transcript is spliced from 5 exons. Gene Ontology annotation, molecular function: zinc ion binding; metalloendopeptidase activity. Bases 342 to 1145 code for a protein of 267 amino acids.
UGAAAAAUAAGGGAAGAAAAUUGAAACAUCUAGGACAUGUUUAAGUCAACAACGAACGGAUCUGGAAUGACUGUUCUUUCAAAGUGCCUUUCAAAGCAACCCAUCAACUUCAAUGGAUUGGACAAACACACAAACUUCUGAUUCCUUAAUGGGUUUGGAUUAUUGGUGGAAGUCAGCGUUCCUCCCUAUAGUUAAACACAUUAGACCCUGGACAUCAAAACCUGCCCAUAAUCCCCUGUAGACGCACCUACACAGAUGAAUAUAAAGUCCAGGUCAGACAGCACACCGACACCAAACGUCAGGACCAGAGCAUCCAGAACAUCUCUACACACUGAGACAACAUGAACACAACAGCCUCCUUCUCCUUUCUGCUGCUGCUGUGCGGCGUCUCACAGGCGUUAUUUCUCGAGGAGCAGAAGCUUGAUGAUAUAUUAGUAACAGAGCCUGAAGAUGUGGACAUCACUACAAGGAUUUUGGGCUCCAACAAUGGAUCUACUGAACUCCUGAUUGAAGGAGAUCUGGUGUUUCCAAAAACCAGAAAUGCUCUCUUCUGCUUUAACAACAACUGUUUGUGGAAGAAAAACACCCAGAAUCUAGUGGAGGUGCCUUACACAGUGAGCGGUGAAUUCACAUCUAAUGAGAGGACGACUAUCGAGAACGCCAUGAUGACCUUCCACAGCAAAACCUGCAUCCGCUUUGUGCCCAGAUCAUCUCAGAUAGACUACAUCAGUAUUGAGAACAAAGACGGGUGUUACUCUUCUCUUGGUAGAACAGGUGGCCGACAGGUGGUCUCACUUAACAGGUACGGCUGCGUGUACCGUGGCAUCGUUCAACAUGAGUUCAAUCACGCCCUGGGCUUCUUCCACGAGCAAACCAGGAGCGACCGCGACCAGUACGUCAAGAUCAACUGGGAGUUCAUCUCUCCUGAUAAGGCAAGCAACUUCCAGAAACAGAACACCAACAAUCAAAACACUGCAUACGACUACGGCUCCAUCAUGCACUAUGGAAGAACAGCCUUCACCACCCAGGCUGGGAUGGAAACCAUCACCCCCAUUCCAAAUAAGUCUGUGCAAAUCGGACAGAGACAGGAAAUGUCAAACAUCGACAUCCUGAGGAUCAACAAGCUGUACGGAUGCACAAUCUGAGGCUUAUGAAGAUGUGAUGUUAUUGAUCAUUGAAUAUUUAUGUAUGUGGACAAAUAAGGAAAUGAGGUGAUGUUCUUUAUCUUUGAUGGUGUUGGGUUUCUGAAAUAUGUGAUUGCAUUGGGAAAAUAAAGCUA